Molecule: messenger RNA, 16276 nt
Organism: Aethina tumida (small hive beetle)
Lineage: Eukaryota; Metazoa; Arthropoda; Insecta; Coleoptera; Nitidulidae
Product: titin
Exons: 12
Coding region: 123-16028 (5301 amino acids)
Source: RefSeq, a predicted model, not a curated record
CAAAAACAUGAUAGGAAUUGCGAGCCUACCGUUUACCGUAUUAAAAAUAACAAUAUUUUAACAACAAUUAUAUAUUUUUUACUAUAUCCUGUACAAUUACAUGCUGGAUAGAUGUGUGAACAAUGUUUAGAAUCCAAAAUGCCACUGCACAAAAUUCUAUGGCCAACAUGGGCUUUCUGGUGCAGAAUUCCCAGAGAGCUGAUUACCAUAAGAACAGGCGUAUAUCCAGGCAAAGACUUCUCAAAAUGUACGAUGAUGUCUUCAGUUUGCCAGGAUCUAGAAAAAUGGCCGUUUCGGUCGAAAGAUACAUUAAACAAACACCAAAACAUUAUCAGCUUACAACAACUUUUGUCAAAGAUAUUCGCAGCAAAAUCAUCUUUAUUCACGACUACAACUGCCAAGUAGCUCAGCUACGACCAUGCGGGAGGUACCCGAAGACGCUGACAUUCGUCCAUCUCCUGGUCCACUAUGUGGAAUUGGAGCAGCAGGUGAUUGUGAAGGAGGGACGGGACGCUGCCUAUGCCGAUGUUGUCGGUGAACGCGUCCAACGUCUCCUUCGGCAUAUCUUUGCCGAAGUGGUGUAUUACAAUAAUCCCGGUUUGACCAACGAGCACCGCAGGAAAUGCAGCUCGGCGUCCGUCAUUAAAGUCCUGACCUUGGUACGUCACGAGUUUCGGCCCACCGACUCCUUCGUCGACAAGAUUGCAAAGAUGUUGUUCGUCGCUUUGGGUAUCGACAAGAUAAUCGAAAACAUGAAGUCCAAUCAGUCGCCAUUUUCGAAGAAAUCAGUUCGUUUGACCUUUCAGGAAUUUUUUCCUGACUUAACUAGCACAAGCGACUAUGAGAGCGAACACAGCGACGAAGAGUACAACUUCGACGACGUGUCGGAUAACUCAGAUGACUUGAUCAAGAAGGAGGAAUGUCCGGAUAUUCCGGACGAGCACGAUGACGUCUCCUCGUUCCAGGACAAGUUUGUUCCGGGGUACGACUCGCCCUCUACUGCCAAUUCGCUGAGUCGUACCGAGGACUCUUCGUCCUGCAGUUCGUCGCAAAUGUCGACGCCGCAGCAGCCGAUGCAGCUAAGCAUGUUAACGUCGGCGGGCAUUGCGGAGUUCGAACUGAAACAGGAAUCCCCAAACUCUCCCUCGUCUCAAGAUUCCUUUAAUUCCGCGUCGUGUCAGAGCACGGUGACGGAAAAGAGUGCUCUGCCGAAACGAGUGCCUGCUCGACGACUGCCAAAUGGUAAAUUGCCGAGGAGAGUGGCUACUAUAAUUCUGGAUGACGACUUCUACAUGUGGGAACUCGACUAUGAGGUUUCGUCGAAACGGGACCUCACAGGCAGAAACUCCAAAAAUCGCCAGGACGCGGGUCACGGUGUCGUUAAGGACGAAUUUAACAGUACAAAUCCUGACGGUGUUGAACACACUGUCGUAAAAACUGAAGUGACGGAACACAGUGUUAAGACGAAAACAAUUGACGAUGUAGUGCUUAUUUUGUCGGACGAUGAAGAAACGACGGAUAAGUUGAUGGAAUCAAAGAACAACAGAAAAACCGGUGUAAAAAACAGUUCAAUCUCACCAAGUAGUGUUAAACCUGUUUCUUUCAAUAGUGCUCAAAAACAAUCACAAUCUGCCUUAUUACCUGCCAAAGACAAAGCAGUUUUUGUAAUUCUCGAUUCCGACGACGAAGAUGAUGUAGAUAAUAAACAAAAUAGUUCUAAACAUGGUGCUGGACACACACACAAAACAUUAGAUACUAGUGGAUAUACACAAGAAGAUCUCGCUGAUAAGUCUAUAAAAUUAGAAACAACCUUGGUUGAAGAUGAUGACAUGAUUUGUACAUCUAACGAUGUAAAUGUCGCCUAUCCAACAAAACAAGAAAUUCUUGACACAAGUGCCAUAAAUAAUAAUGAUUCAAAUGAUGCGUCCAAAGUUUCAGAAGUAGUAGUAAAAACUGAAAUUUUGACAAAUUCUAAUCCCCAACCCAUAGGAGACAGUGAAGUAACUAUUUUGCUAUCAGAUGAUGAAGAUAUUGAUACAGAAAAAUCAGCAAGUAAAGGAACAGACAUGUUAAUAAUUCCACAGAUAGUAUCCAUAAGAGGUAGUUUCAAUGAAAGCAAUCAGGAAGAUAAAGAAUUCCUAGAAGAAAGUCUAUUACUUUCAGACGAUGAAGAAACUGGAACAAAGCAAGUCGUGGAAGUAAAAGAUUCUGUGAUAGAUGAAGAUAGAUUACUUAAUGACAAUGAGGAAUUAAAUGUAUGUGGAUAUCAAGAAAAAGAAACAGAUACGUCCAAACCAAUUGUAGAGACUGCAACUGAAUCAAGCCAGGAAUCAAGUGGUCCCCCAGUUAAUGUUGAAGAAAAUUUACUGAAUGACCCUGAGGUUUCAGCAAAUGAACCCCUAGAAGAAACAGAGGAAUCUGUGUCAUUCAAAUGUGAUACAAUAGAAAUAACAAACUCAGGAGAACAAGAGCCUUCACUUCUAGACGAAGACAAACUCCUCAACGACUCCGAGAAUCUUCCAGAAGACGCAACAAAAUCAGGUCAAUCAGAUCACAUAUUGUUACCCACUGAAGAUUGCAGUGAUGUGAUUGAAACAACCGCACCUAAUGAAGAUAAGGAAGAGGAGAGUACUGAGAAUAUUAACCCAGAGUUAUCAAAUGUAAACGUACCAGAAAAAAAUAACGACGACACCCUUACCCCAAAUAUAGACCUACCAGAACUAGAUACUAAUAAAAACUCGAAUGAGCAAAAUGCAGAUGAAGAUGACCAACGUAGUUUGCCUCCAGAACCAUUCAAAUUGGAAUGUCAGGAGACACAAGAUACAUCUAGCAAUAUUGAGAAACAGCCCACUGAAAAACACGAUCCUACUCAUGAUGAAAUGUCCGAUAGUGACGAUUCUGAAAUUAUAUACAAUCGUAAAACUGUUACAUCCGUUUUACCUAUACAAGAACGCCAAUAUAGUUCAGAUGUGGAUGAAAUUAUGAAUGAGUGGUGCACUUCUGAAGAUGAUAUAUCAGAUUAUGAAUACCACAUGAAGAAGGAUGUAAAUAGGAAACAGAGAAUGUCUAAAAUCACUAACAAACACUUAGUACUUGAAACAGAUGAUUCCUCAAGUAAAGAGACAUUUAAUAUGGAAGAAAAGGAUAUUGAAAACGAAAUUUUCAACAAUGAUGUACAUCUUGAGGAAACAGCUGUAAAAUCUUCAGAGCAAUCUGAAAAUGAAAUUCGGGAUAUUGAGGUUGGUCACCAAGAAGUUAUUAAGGAAUCUGAACAGGAAUUAUCUAAAGUUGACCAUGAAUCUUCCGAUCCAACUUCUGAAGACGUUAAAUCCCCACUGCGAUUAGAAAAUGUGCCCGACGUACAAGAGGAAACAACUGAGGAGAUUAAUAAAGACUGUAAUGAAGCAUCUGAGUCCGCUUUAGCUGAAAACAUUGUAGACUCCUCCAUUCUAUCCACUGAACCUUGUGAAGAGGCAAAUGAAAAUAAUCAAACAAUAUUAGAAGUUGUGUCUCAAAACGAGGAUUUACCUGAAGUUGUGUCUCAAAACGAGGACUUACCUGAUGUAUCACCUGCAAUUACGUUUGAAGACAAUGAAAAACAACUAAUCAAUGAAAAUACAGUGUCAGAGGAAACCACUGUUGUGAUUGAAAGUUGUCAAGAAAGUGAGCAUAAGGAGCUUCAGGAACAACAAUCAGAAACAGUUGAAAGUAAUCAAUUAACAUCAGACUAUCAAGAAGAUAAUGUAUGCGAUUCUAACAGUACAGAAUCGGAGAAUAAAAAUCAUAUGAAUGAUGUGGAUCCAACUCCACUUAACAAUGAUGUGAAUGAAACAACAGCAAAUAUUGAAACUGAUGAUAUUGUUCAAAAACCGGCUGAAGUUCUCCAAGAAAGUGACAAGCCUCUAGAAGAGCAAAAAUAUGAACAGGCUCAGGAGGAUAUAGCAAGUGAGGAGCGUGUGGAAGACCAAAACUCAAAUCCAGAAUUAACAAUUAAAUUGCCACAAAAUGAUUCAGAAAUAUCGCACGUGCCCUCUGAAUCUGAAGAUAUAAGCAAUAAUAAACAAAAUGAUGAAUCAGAUUUAAUUUGCGAUUCAAAGUAUGAAGAACAAAACGUUUCAACUGACGGAGACGUACUAAAAACUGAAGCAGAACCUCAUAUAGUUCCAAAUCUUGAUGAAGUUACUUCUGAACUAGAAACUGAGACAAAUUUGAAUGUUGAGCCACGAGACAUCGAUGAACCGAAAUUGAUAGAAAAAGUGUCAGAAAGUCUAGCCCCCGAACCUACGAUAAUUCCAGAAACGAUCAGUAACAUACCCAUCGCUGAAGAACCUCUUCCAAUUGCUAAUCCCAGUGAAGCUUCUACUGAAGUCGAUGCAGAGGCACAUGUGGAAGAAUCACGAGACGUCGAUGAGCCGAAAUUGAUAGAACAUGUGGCAGAAAAUCUAGAAAGUGCAGUAGUCCGAGAACUUACGAUAAUUCCAGAAACGAUUAGUAACAUGCCCGUCGCAGAAGAACUUCUUGUAAUUGCAAAUCCCAACGAAGCUUCUACUGAAGUCUAUCUAGAAACACAUUCGGAAGUUGAAUCACAGGACGUUGAUGAACCUAAAUUGUUAGAAACUGUGUCAGAAAAUUUGGAAAGUUCAGAAGCUACAGAACCUACAGUAAUUCCAGAGACGAUUAGUGAUAUAUCAGUCGCUGAAGAACCUCUUGUAAUUGCAAAUCCCAGUGAAGCUUCUACAGAAGUCGAUAUAGAGACACAUUCGGAAGUUGAAUCACGGAAUGUUGAUGAACCUAAAUUGCUAGAAACUGUGUCAGAAAAUUUAGAAAGCUCAGUAGUCCCAGAACCUACACAAAUUCCUGAAACGAUCGAUGACAUACCAAUUGCUGAAGCAAGACCUAUUAUAAUUCCAAAUCCCGUGUGUAGUGAAGAGGAUACAGAGACAAAUUUAGAUUUUGAAUCACAAGAUAACGAUAAACCAACAAUGUUGGAUAAUGUAGCAAAUAGUUUGGAAAUAUCUGUGGCUCCAGAAAUAAUCCCUGAAACUAGAGUUCCUGAUCUUGUGUCUGAAACAGCUGAAGAUAUAAAUUUUGUAUUGGAUCUGAGCAAUAAGUCUCAAGUAAAAGAAAAACCAAUAAUGGAAGAUUGCAAAUACUCAUCAAACAAUUUAGAAAACAGCAAUAUUUCAAGUGCAACUAGUGAAGCAUUUCCGAAAUUGGAAGUACCAAUUCAGCCACCAGAAAUUGUUGAAUCUGCGAUUAAUGUACAAGUUAAUCACAUUCACUUACCCCAAGAAGAUGAAACAUCUAAUACAGACACCCCUAUCCAGACAGAGAACUAUGAGAUUUGCCACUACCCACCAGAAAAUUCACUCCUACUAUUAUGCGAUACCGCUCUGAAUAGUGAUUCAGUGCCAACUAAAAAAACCACCAGAAUUGCAAGCAGAAGGAGUCCAAGAAGGAAGGCUUUUGGGCCCCAACUGAGCAAAGAAGUAAAGGAUGUCAGUUUCAAACCACAUGAUUUUAUGGCAACGUCACAUGCCACACUUCCUUUAGUGACAAAUGUAUUCACCAACCAAAAUCCAGCCCAGGAAACUCCAGAAAAAUACACCAGCGAGGAUAGUAAUGACAGUGAAGAUCAAUUGCUGAUUGACGAAGGUCCUUGUGAAGAACCCAAGCCCAAAAGCCCAGAAAAUUACCAUAAAGAAGACAACACAGUUCUGAUUAGUAUUCCAGAAACUGGCGAAAAUUUCCCGAUUUUGACACAAAUUGAAUCUCCUUUACUCACGGAAGUUUUGACGGGUGCUGUGCCUUCAGAAAUUGUCGUGUCAUCUUUACAAGAAGUUCAAAAACCUGAAACAGAUAACAUUGGAAGUCGAUCUGCUCAAGGUCAAGAAGAUUCCAACUCUAGUGAAGAUAAUGUGCCUUUGUCCUCAAUUAAGGACAAAAUUCUUACUACGCCUCCUAAAAAUUAUCCCGAAAACAAAAUCUCCAAUGAAAUUAUAGAUACAAAAACAGUAGAUGAGAAGUUUUACGAUUUCUGUUCCGCAAACCCUGAAAGACCAGUAAGUAAAUUCAAGACGAAAGCUGCUAGGAAAGAAUAUAAAGCGGAAGAACUUAUUAUUAAGUUGGAACGACACAAGAACAUCGACCAUUCAAUUCCUAAAAAGACGCUUAGUAAAAAGAGAAGGUAUGGAAUGAACGUCGUUGUAAAACCACAAAAUAGACGUGGACGAAAACGCAGCAAUUUAGAAGAACAUCAUAAAGAAGAGCAACCCCAAUCCAAAGUUGAAGAUAAUAUUGUUAUUGAUGAAAAACCAAAGAAUGAAUUUGUAUCCAAUGAUGAAAAUAUUGAAGAGAUCACCGAAAUACGAAAGAGUCUUGAGGAUAAAUCAAUUCAGCUUCAUAGUAAAAAGGGAGAAAGCAGAAGAAUAACUAGAAGCAGUGGUUUUAUAGAACAAUUACAUGAGGAACUAUGUAAUACUAAAGUUGAAGAACAAGUUCCCGUUGAAAUAGCCGAAAUCCCCUCCCAGUCUAAUGAGGAUAAACUCAAAGAGACCACGGAAAUAAAAAAGAUCGUUGAAGGAAAAAUUAGGAGAAGAACUAGAAGCAACUAUGCCGAACAAAUUGAAGAAGUUGUGGCACAAAUUGAAGUUGAGGAUAAAGUAUUAAACGAAGAAUUGCAGUCUAGUGACACUAAAGAUACGCCAAAAAUUGAGCCCGUUGUUGAAAAGGCACGAAGGGGACGCCCCAGAAAGAACUCCGGCAUUAAUCUGGAAGCGGAACGAAAAAUAAGUGACAGUGUUAAAAGUAUUAUUGAGUUUGUUAUCGAAAAAGGUAUUGAAGAAACCAUGAAAAAAUUUGAAGAAAAGGUUGAGACGGCUUCAGAAAUUCAGGAAUAUAGAAAUAAAAGGAAGCAGAAAAAAUCAUCAAUUGUCAAAAACAAGUCCAAACCAGAGUCGAAUAUUGCUGAGUCGAUUAGCACUGAAAACAUGAUUUUUCCUGAUCACAAUAUAGAAAUGGAGAAAGAUGUAAAUGUUGAAACUACCAAAAACGUCGAAACUCAACCUGAACCACUAAAGGAAGGACAUGAAUCGAAUAUAUCUGAUUCAGUUUUAGAAAAUAAAUUCAAUUCCCAGACAGAAGCCAUCCAGUCAAAGACAUCUGAAAAAGUACCAAGUGAAGAUACGAAAUCAAUUCAAAACGUAUCUGUUAAAGGUAAAAGGGGCCGAAAAAAUCGCUCACAUAUGGAGGCAAAUAAAAAUAAAAUUAAGGAAAAUACUGAAAUUGAGGAGUUGCCUGUUCCAACUGACAGUAAUAAUUUAGAUAAUAGUCCAGUUCAAACUAGCCAUGUAAGUAAAAUUGUUUCGGAGUUGGAGAGUACAUCUAAAGACAUUCCCGAGAUAUUAGAAGAUCAGGCGAAUCAAAGUGGAAUGAAAACUAGAAAUCAAAUAUCUUUUAAACAUGGAAUCCAACACUCCACUGAAGAUGUACAAGAAGAUAAGCUUCCAGGUGAGAAUAAUGACUUAGUUACGUUGGACAAUAAGGAAGUUAUUCCAAACAUUGAGGAGUGUAUACCCGAUACAGUAGAUUCAAACAUAGCCACUGACGUCAAAUCACACAAGGAAGACACUCAUGUUACAUCAGAAGACGGAUUACUUGAAGAUCUAAAAUUGAAUCAGAAUGUCUCUGUUAAAACAAAAAGGAAUCGAAAGGGUGGUGUGAAUUUAAAAGAUGCUAAGAUAAAAUCAACUGAAAAUAGCAAUACUGCAGAUUUGCCAAUGGAAACUGAUCAGCUUGAAUGCAGUACUACUCAGAUAAUAGGGACAUCUAAUGUAUCCUUAGAAAGCAAGUCUGAAUCACUUACAGAAGAAAGUUCAACUGUAUUAAAAAUAAGUGAUGUCGACCAAGGAGUCUCAGUCAAAACCAAAAAAAGGCGACAAAGUCGGAGAUUUUCAAAUAUUGAAGACAAAAAAGUUGAUGAAAUUAAUGAAACCAAACCGAAAGUUGAGAGCAAAUCCAGUAUUGUUAAAGUGAGUGAUGAACAAAAAGAUUUGGAUCAAACUAUAAUCAACACAAAUAUUAAUAUUAAUGAAGAUUUUAAAGAUAAGAAUAUACCCGAAAUAAAUACCGAUGAAGUACAACCAUUAACAUCGGAAUUAUCUCAAGAUACUCAGAAUGAAAUUAAAUCGGAGUUUCUAAGUGAUGAAAAAAGUCAGGCUAAUACGGAAGAAAAAGACCAGACCAUGAAAGAAGAAACUAGCCAGAUUGUGACACACGAAAAAAUCAAUGAAAAAGGUACUUCAGUAGAAGAGAAAAUCAGUACGACUACAGCAGAAGAAAAAAGCCAGACUAUAGCAGAAGGAAUAAGUCAAAGUUCAGCAGAAGAAAAAAUUGAAGAGGACGUUACUGAAACCGCUGAUUUUGAAUUUGACGAAAACAAAUCCAUUUUAGAAAUGUUUAAAAUACAUUCUUCCCGAAAAACCGACAAGAAAAAGAAGAGGAAGUCGAAAAACCGUUCCAACUUAGAAGUGGUUGCCAAAGAUAACCUGAUUGAUAAGAAACAAAAGAAAGAAAACACCGUAAUAGAAUCCGAAAAAAUCACUAUGGAAAGUGGUUCUGAUAUAAAAGAAGAUCAGAAAACUGUUACAGAAUCUCAAAAAAUCACUAAAGAUAUUGUUAAAGAUGUAACAAUAGAUCAGACAGAAUCAAAAAUGGACAACAGUAAACUGAAUAAAGAAACUAAAAAUUCUAAGAAAAAGUCAGUUGCUUUUAAUGAGAAAGAAAAAUCGUCAAGUGCUGAAACUGAACCUGUAAGUACCGAGUUGCCUUCGAAAGAAAAUAAAAGUCAAAACUUACUAAAGCCAAUAACUAUGCGCACCAGAAGUAAAAGCCGAGAGGAAUCUUCUUUGGAUACUAUAGUGGAUAAGUUAAAGAAGAAACUAGAAUCUGAAUCUGAUAACAAUGUGAUGGCUAUACUGCAAAACGACUUGCCAACUAGCGGCUCCGAGAAGAAGAAGUCGAAACAAAAACCAGACAAAGUUGAUUCAUCAAUUACCCCAGAGGAAAACCAAUUGAAAACAGAAAAUUCGAGCCAAAGCGACAAAAUCAAAAAAGUUGAUCCGAAAAUUAGUGAAAAACCCUUGGACAAAGAUACUCCAAAGGAAAAAUCUAUUAAAGAUAAAAAAGAAAAAACAAUUGUCAAAGAAAAAAAUGACAAAUCAGACAAAAGAAAACGUAAAUAUGAAGAUAACAGUGCAAACGAAGAUGAGAAAUUGGCAAAAAAAUUAAAAUUGAACGAGGCCGAAAAAGAAAUACCAAAGGUUGAAAAACUUGGUACCUCCAAGUCAACUAUGGAGACGACUAAUGAUAACUCGAAGGAUAUUAAAGAAGAAAAAUCUGGGUCUAAGAGCAAACACAAGCAUAAAAAGCAGUCUUCAGCUUCAUCUAAAAACUCCAGUAAAACGGAGAGUUCUUCCAGCAAGGCAGUCGCCUCUUCAUCCAAUCACUUCAAAACCGACGAUGAUAGAAAAUCUCAAAACACCAAGGGGGUGAUGGAAGACAAUAAAAUCGGUAAGUCCAAGUCAUCUAGUAAAAAUAGCAAAUCCGAUAAACAAAAAGGCAAAUUCAAGAAUGAAUCAAAAGAUGCCAUAAGUAAAGUCAGGAAUAAAAAAUCAGAGAGUAGUAAAGUUCAAAAGGAGAAUCUAGAAAAUUUAAAUAAAAUCGACUCCGAAAAUAAAACAGUUAGAAAAUUGAUUGAUGCUGAUAUAUUUGACUUUAAGUCUGAGGAAACAAAGGUAGUAGUAUCAAAGAAAAAAAUAAAUCAGGAUAAGGAAAAAGCAAAACCCAUUCAAGUAAAUAACGUAAUUCCAACAGUUCUGUCGUCAGAGAAACCCAAGGAUCCUGUUUAUAUGCCCAGAAAGCAUAUGAUAAAGAAAUAUUUUGAAGAGAAAACGGAAUUUGAUCUUUCAAUAUCUCCAUCUUUAUCAGAUAGCAAAGAUUCCAAUAACCAAGAUCUAGAUCUUAAUUUAUUAAAGAAAAAAUUGAAACAUAAGAUUAUAACUAGUACUCCCAUUGAUAAACCCACACCAAAAGCUACUUAUUCAAAGAAAUCGCUUAUCGCAGAAGUUAGCGGGAUCGGAGUUAAACGUAGACUUUCUUUGGAGAGUGAAGAUAUAGUGGAGACUAAAUCUGGAAAACAUCAAGACAAUUUGGAAACAAUAAAUGACAUUACUGAACCUGUUAACAAAUUAUCUUACGAAAAUGAAGGAGGUAAAUCAGACAACAAAGACGCUGACAAAAAUAUCUGUGAAGAAGUUGCAUCUGACUCUACGUUGACGACUGACGCAUUUGUAACGGAAGAACUCGAGACAAAGUCUACGUCUACUAGUUCCUUAAAAAUAUUGCAGAACAUUAAGCUAACUCCAACAGGUUGUUAUACAAUGGGACAAAAUUAUGGCAUAUUUGAUAUCCCAUAUCUCAAAAAUUCUGAAGCAGAAUCUUCUGCACCAGAAGAAAAAUUGUCUGAAAAAUUAGCAUCUUGGCAAGAGCCUUGUCCUAAUUCAGUACUAACAGAAGAAGUAGUAAGUUCUAACAAUGAUGAUUUAGAACCAUCUGUUGUAGCCCAAGAAGUACAACCAGUACUUACGGAGAGCGAGGUAGUUCAUGAAACUUAUGAGCACCAAAUCACAACAGUUGUGGAAAAAAUUGAUGAAGAAAAACCUAAUUUGAAUUCAACAGUAAUCCAUGAAGAUCAUAAAGAAAUGCAGGAAGAAGUGCCACAGAACUCUGAAACGGAAGAACAACCGAUUCUUGAAGAAGAAAUUGUUCCUGCUGUGGGAGAAUCCAUGUAUGAGGAAGUAGUUGAUAAUUUUGUACAAAAUGAAAAUUUAUUAAUACCUACUAAGGAAGAGUGUGAAAGUUUGGCAGUGCCUGAUAAUAAUGCGAUGGAUGUGAGCUUAUUAGAUGAAGUGCAAAAUGAGGAGAUAAUUCAAACAGAAAAAGCAGAAGAUAAUACUAUUGUGGAAGCCCAACAAACACAAGAAACUGGAAGUGUUUCGAUGGAACAAAUAUCGAAUUCUGAAAAUAUUGUAGAUAACUCUGUGAUGGAAUCCACAGUUAUUCCAGAAGAAAUUGUUGUCACCGAAGAACCUUUUAUAAACGAAAAAGAUGAUAUUACUGAAAUAAAGCAACAAGAAGUAAAUGAUGUAGAAUUAGGCCCUACUGCUGAAAAAAUCUCAAUUGAAGAAAAUAUCAUGACCGACGAACAAGUGUCAAACGACGAAGUUACUCCCAUAGGAGAAAAAUUAAGUACUGAAGAAGUUGUAGAUAACACAAUGAUAGAGCAUGUACAAGAAAAAGAAAAUACCUCCUCGGAAAACAACUCCAACAUUACAGAAAUUGUAGACAAUGCGAUAGUAGAACAAGUGCAAGAAGAAAAAAUUAUUUCAUCGGAAGACAAAUCUGUAAGUAAUAAACUUGCAGAUAAUAUGAUGGUAGAAGAAUUACGAGAGGAAACUAUUACUUCAGAGGGUACAUCUGUUACUAAUGAAGUUGUAGAUAAUACAGUGAUAGAUCAAGUACAUGUUGAAAAAAUCAUUUCCAUGGAGGACAAAUCCAUUACAAAUGAAAUUGUAGAUGAUACAAUGAUUGAAGUUCAAGAAGAAGAAAAUAUUACCUCGGAUGACAAAUCUGUUAAUAAUGAAGUUGUGGAUCAUACUAUGAUAGAACAAAUAAAGGAUGUUCAAGAUGAACAAAGUACUUCCUCAGAGAACAAGUCCGCUACUAGUGAAGUUCUAGAUAGUAUGAUGAUCAAACAAGCACAAGGUGAAGCAAAUAUUUCUUUGGAGGAUAAACCUGUUGUUGACGAAGUUGUGGAUAAUACUAUGAUAGAACAAACACAAGAUGUUCAAGAUGAACAAAAUAUUUCCUUAGAGGAGUCCGUUACUGGUGAAGUUGUAGCUAGUUUGAUGAUGGAACAAGAACAAGGUGAAGAACCUAUUUUCUCGGAAGAUAAAUUAGUUGCUAAUGAAGUUGAAGAUAAUGUAAUGAUAGAACAAGCCCAAGAUAUAGCAGAUAUUUCCACGGACGACAAGUCUGUUGCUCCAGAAAUUGUAGAACCUUCUGUAGUAGAACCAGAACAAGAACAGGAUAUUGAAAUGUUUUCAACUGCAGAUGAAACUGUUACUGAAGAAGUUAUACAUGAUUUUAUGGUAGAAGAACAAACAAUUCAACAGGAAGAAAUUGUUUUCUCUGAGGAAAAAUCUGAAAUCGAAGAAAUUGUGGAUAAUUCUUUAGUAGACGUGCAACCAGAACAAGACAAAGAAGUUGUUUUUACAGAUACAAAGUCAACAUCUGAAGAAUUGGAAAAACCUAUGUUUAGCGACCAACCAGUGGAAUGCACGAAUACAUCAGUUGAAAUAAAAACCACAAUUGAGAAUGUAGUGGAUAAUUCCAUAAAUGACUCUCAGAUUACGGAAAAAGAAAUAGAUUUAACUGAAACUUCAGACGAUUCCAUGAAAAUUGCAAGUGAAGAAGUUAAAUUUAUUGAGGAAGUUGUCACUAGUGAAAUACUUGACACAUCUACAAUAGAUAAACAUGACCCACAAAGUCCAAUUAUGGAUAAGACUCAAAUUGAUAAUUGUGAAAAACUCCAGCAAGAUGAUACAUCCUUAACUGAAGAACAAUUAUUACCCGUAACAGAAACUAUUCUCGAAAAUAUAAUCAUAGACCAUACCGAAAUAAUUGAUGAAUAUCUAGAAUCAUCAAUUUUAGAUAAAUCAAGUGAAUAUUGCGUUGACGUAUCAACUGUAGUUCCACCUCUAUCUCAGGAAGUUGAACCUGAUAACCUUCAGAACCUAAAAGGAGACGUACCAAAACUAGUGGAAGAUGUUGCAAGUAAAACAGAAGCUGUAGAUUUUCAAACUCUGGAAGAUCCUAAAGAAGAUCAAUCGGUAUCCAUUCCUAUUGUUGAUGUGUGUCCAGAAAUAUCUACCCAAUCUUUGUCUACGUUGGACGAAUCGAAUGUGAACGAGUCGCAACUGACACUGCCAGAAGCCAGCACCUCCGUCCAAUUAAAUCUGGCGGAAUUCAUUAAGACACAUCCGAUUCCGGAAGAAAGUCUAGAUCAAUCAUACAUGUACAGCUUCAACCUGGACGUGGCCGAGGUAAGUCAUCCGUUUAUUCGAGAAGUGACCUCGUCAUUAGAUAGCGGGUUCAAUCUGGAAUCAAAACCUCCGAAUGUCGAGGGCGCCCGUGAGAUCAAUUUCAGUGACAUCCUGUUGACGUAUGAGGAUGGAAAAGAUAUUUAUGACACUCUGGUUACGUCACAGGCAGAUCUCAAGAGCCAGUGUGUGGCACCUAAUGACGUCCAGGUCAAAUCACCAGCUGAACAGGUAAUUGAUAAGAAACUGUUCGCUAACCAACAAGCUGGAUUUACGUCUAGAUCGCCGUUUUUGCGUCAAGAAGGAGACGUUUUGAGUGAAGGCGCCAGAACUGCUACGGAUGAUUCAACUAAUACCUUACAAGAGAUACGAAUUAAUUCUGACAGAAGCGCCGAGUACAAUAAUCGUGAUCCAGUGUUUGCGUUCUUUGCCAAUAAAAGCCUGGAAGAUUCGCCUGAGGAUCUCUGUGAAGUGUUCCCAGGCACGGUAGAAGAAACUCCCGACAACAAUUUUGAUCUCCAAUUUGCAGACCACACCUAUGAUGAUCCAAAAGGUGUUUUGGGUAUUGACUAUGCCAUUAACGGAAUCGUCGGUCUGGGCUCAAAUUCCAGCAAAGAACCGUUAUUAAGCAGUCGCAUUGACCCAACAGUCGCACAAUGGUCAGAGUUGAUGGCUAACAAUCAAGAUACUAACAAGAAAGUGGUUACUUUACCAGCAGAACCUUUAACCACGCCCACGAAACAUUUAUGUCAUAACGAAUACAUAAAAUCAUUUAAUACUGUAGAGGUGACUUCGUCUGCAAAUAUGGAAAAUCCUGACAGAUAUUUUAGGACUGAUGAUGCCAAGGUCGAACAGACGCAUGUCGAAGUAAAGAGUCCUGAGAAACCGAAGAAAUCACCGAAACCCACACCUGUUCAACAAUCGAAAAGUCCAAAGGCCAUACAACCAACCGAAUCUAAGAUAUCACCUAGGAGGUCACCCCGAGAUUUAUAUGCCGAGAAAGAAUCGGCAAAGACAAAGAAAUCUUCUAAGGAUUUGGAGAAAGAAAAGGAAGUAGCGGCGAUGAUGCAGAUACCAGUGCGAUCUAACAGCAGGACAAAAUUAAAAGCACCACCGAAAAAGGACAAGAACAAACCGUCUCCCCAACAUUUCACCUCACCAAGAUCCACUGAAACUCUCGAAAAAACCAAGGAAACUUCAUCCAAAACAGUGUCUCCAACUAAACCUUUGUAUGAUUUUUCAAUUGAAUCGUUCCUCAGACCUGAUGCUUCCAAGAAAACUAAAGAUGAGGAAGUGGAAGUAGUCGAAACCGACUUAAGGAGGGAGAAGAAACCGCAACCUAGUAUUAUGGAACCUUUGCGUAACGAAAAGAAGCGUAAAUCGUUCGAAGGUCCGCCGGAAAAUCCUGACGCAUUGUUUGAUUGGCUGAAACAAAACAAAGACCAAGUCACGCCGAAACGGCGGGUAAUGCCAAAUGCUGAAGUGAAACCGAAAGUUGAUGUGACCAAACCAGACACUUCAAAAAAUCUUUCCAAUGGUGUUUCCGGUGAAUUUGCGAAGACAAUUGCCGAGUCUACCAGAUCUGCCGCCGCUUCUACCAGAACCACUCCGGAGUCUACACAAACUUCCGUGGAUUCCACUAGAAAGACUAUAGUUUCCAAGAGUGCCCCCGCAACUGCAACAUCCACUCCCGAAUUUACCAAAACAGUGGCAGAAUCCACACGAUCAGCUACGGAAUCAUUAAGAAACGCUGCUGAUAAAUUUUUCGCGGAACAAGCAAAAACGCUUACGGCAUCUAUGAGGUCUACAACAACUUCAAGAAGCUCCGUGGAAUCUACGAAGUCAAGUCCGGAAUACGUAAAAUCUACCUCAGAGUCUGCAAAAGCUACAACGGCCCCUCAGAGAAGCUCCGGGGAAUUUGUCAGGAAACCGAAUGCGGAAUCUUUGAGAAAUGUUCCAGCUAGUAGAACUGGUCCGGAACCUGUAAGGCACGUCGCGGGAUCGAUGAGGCCGGAGAGUGCGAGGACAUCUGAAUCUAUGAGGACUGUGCCACCCAGUAGGAACCCUGCUGAUCCUUUGAGACCUUCUGCCGAUGCCGUCAGAACAACUACUGUGUCAGCUAGAUCUAUGAGGUGUGUUAGGGAGUCUACUUCCAGGAGUACGCCGGACUAUUCAAGGACGGUACCGGAGGGUUACGAGAGAGUUAAUGACAAUGGAAAACGGACCUUGGAAGCGACCGACGAGAGAAGAACUAAAUAUGCACGACAUCCGUACCCAGGACAAUCGACAAGUGACAGACCUGAUGCGUCACGCAGAAGGGGCGAGCAUGGAAGGUAUUCGGAGUACUUGACGCCCGAAGAAAUCCAGCAAGUAAGAAAUUCGACAAGAAAUAUGAUGGUCAACAGAGAGAGAGAGCGGACUGCGGCAGCAGCGGCAACAUCAUCGAAUGGUCUGCGGAUACCGUCGCGGGGCAGCAGUUCCAGUAGCAGUAGUGUGAACGGUCACAGCCACAGUCACGGUCACCGGGAAAUUCCUCCAGGCAAGUGGCCGCCUGGCGGCUCUUCGUCCAUACCGGGUAGUAGCCGACCUUCUUUAAAAGUAGUGGAUAUCAGGAGGUCAGAUAGAUUAACCAGGCCUGAGGAACGAAGGGAGAGCAGAUCUAGUUCAGAUCAUUCACGGACGCAUCAUUCAUCUGAAAGAGGUAGAUGGCCACCCCGAGAAGGAACUAGGACGCGAGGUAGAUCAAAUUCGGGUUACCAUCGGCAAACGGAAAGCGCUGAGGAAGAGGAGGAUUGGAUUAAUAAAAUGAAUAGAAUUGUAGAUCCAAAUCUACUUAACAGUUUUGGAAAAACAAAUUUAUUUAACUGACCCAUACCCCACUUUUCUCCUCCCACUUAUAUUAACAGCAACAACCAUUUACCAUGAUGUUUCAUUUAUAUCCUUGUAAAUAGUUUUUUAGUAUUUAGCUAGUAUAAAAUAAUGUAUACUUAGGUUUUUGAUGUAAAUGUUUUAAGAGCUUUAUUAAGUGUAAUUUAUUUAUUAUAUUUUACUUUUUUUAUAAAUAUAAGUAGUGUAAACAACACUGUACAUUUGUUAAUAAAUUGCAUUUUUAUCUA